Messenger RNA from Gregarina niphandrodes, 861 nucleotides. Its product is annotated as DHHC palmitoyltransferase. Lineage: Eukaryota; Apicomplexa; Conoidasida; Eugregarinorida; Gregarinidae. Gene Ontology annotation, cellular component: Golgi apparatus; endoplasmic reticulum. The coding region runs from base 1 to 861 and encodes 286 amino acids. Gene Ontology annotation, molecular function: protein-cysteine S-palmitoyltransferase activity. The record is from RefSeq and is a predicted model, not a curated record. The transcript has a single exon. Gene Ontology annotation, biological process: protein targeting to membrane; peptidyl-L-cysteine S-palmitoylation.
AUGCUAAAGAGGACUAGAGGAAAUGGAGGAGUGAAGUUCUUCAAUGGGGUUCGCCAUCAGCGCUGGUUCCGCGGCUGGUUAAUCACGCCUUGCGCGCUGCUGGCCCCGCGCUACUUGAUUGCGCCCUCGUCGCGGGGUCUUUCCGUCUCCUUGGAUGCGGCGAUCGCUUGCUCGCUGCUAUUCAUGCUCUUGACCGCCUUCGUCGACCCUGGCACUGUCCCCAAGGGCUGCUACUGGUUCGAUCUCAUACCACGGGUCUGCAAAUACCGCGGGGACAAGGCCUACUGCCGUCUUUCGUACCCCAGCAGCAGCUCUGUCCAAGAACUGCGCCAAAAAUGGGCCGCGCACACGCGUGUGCAGCCGACGGAAGUCGCAAAAUCCACGGCCUCUUCCCCGGUUGAGAACUUUACUGCCCUGCAAUCAAGCACUUUGUCCCCAGCAAGUCCCACUGCUGCAAGCAUUAAUUUAGGCGACGAUGGGUUAGAGAAAGAUCCCCAUUGGAUUGUCUUUGAGAGAUCAGAAUUAGAACGCUAUACCGCGCGGCGAGACCAACGAGACAUGAUUGAAAUAGCGGGCGACAUAUGUGGCCAGCAAGUGACCUUCAAGUGGUGCUGUGUCUGCGACCAACUACGUCACCCACGGACCAGACAUUGCGCAACCUGCGAUUCGUGUGUCGAUCGAUUCGACCAUCACUGCAUCUGGAUUUCGAGCUGCGUUGGCCUUCGCAACUACCGGUACUUCUUUGGGUUUCUGAUCUCGGCCUUAGUGCUCACCAGCACCUGCAUUGUGGAGUCCUCAAUUAGCCUGUACACAGUUCUGUUGAGAAACGACAAAUGGGCGUUAGAAAGCUUUUCCAAGUAA